AUGCCCUCCACUGUGGCGGUUUUCCCCUGCUUUGGCUAUAGGAAGCUCAUACCCUGGUUGCUAGGGCAACCAAGGAGGAUGGCUCCCAGCAGGAGCUGGGGAAGCCUUGGACUGCCGUUCAGCUCGUCGCUGUGGAGCAUGCCUGCUGACCUGCUGCUGGCUGGGAGGAGGAGCCAACUCUGCAGAGGAGCUUCUCCAGGCCCAGUAUGGGUCCUGCCGCCCCUCUGCCCCACCAUGAGACAGAGUUUCAGCAUUAGAGCGAGUGCUCCUCUCUCCCUCUGCUGGCCACUGCACAGUUCUGACUUGCUCUGCUCCAGUUGUAGCAGGAGCACAGGCAGCAAGAUGUCAUCCUCCUCCUCCAGCUCCUCAUCCACCAGCGAUGGACAAGGGAAACCUAAACCUAAAUCCACGUUUCACAACAGGGGGAGCCUGAAGAGCACCACCAGCCCUGACCUGUGCAGUGCAUCUGGGCCCAAGCCCCUCAAGCAGCAGCGAUCUCUUCCAGGGACACCUGUCUCUCUCACACAUUACCCAAUCGACCUGCGAACAUCCAUGGAAGAGAAGUACAAAGAGAUUGCAGAGGAGCUGUUCACACGCAGCAUGACGGAGAGCGAGAUGCGCAGCGCUCCUUAUGAGUUCCCGGAAGACAGUCCCAUCGAACAGCUGGAAGAGCGCCGGCAUCGCCUGGAGAGGCAAAUCAGCCAGGACAUUAAGCUUGAGCCAGAGAUCUUGCUCCGUGCCAAACAGGACUUCAUGAAAAUCGACAGUGCUGCAGACCUAGAGUUAAUGAAACAGGUGAGUGUGGACACUGUUGAUGAUGGCUUUAGAGAGAGGGCAAUGCCAAUGGAGAGAGAGUACCAGCGGGUCUCAAUAUCUGGAGAGGAAAAGUGUGGGGUACCCUUCACUGACCUGGUAGAUGCUGCCAAGUGUGUGGUGAAGGCAUUAUUCAUCCGGGAGAAGUACAUAACACGAUCCAUGCAGAACUUUUGUAAGACCACGGCUCACGCCUUGCAGGACCUUGGGACGAAGCCUCUGGAAGUGGGAGUCUAUGACGAUAUACCAGAGACGCCUGUAGAUGCCGAUGCCCCCGUCCACCCACCUGUUUCAGGGACACAUCCUUACGACAAUCAGGACCCCAUGAAUAUGCCAGCUGACACAGGAUAUGGUUGCAAGAUGGUGGAUGGAGUAGUCCAUGUCUACACCAAGAAAACCAACAUUGACAAGAGUUCAGAACUGGACUUGCCGUAUCCUGACCUGAAAGAGUAUAUUACAGAUAUGAAUGUUAUGAUAGCUCUCAUUAUCAACGGGCCAGUGAAGUCUUUUUGCUACCGUCGCCUCCAGUACCUGAGCUCUAAAUUCCAGAUGCACAUCCUCCUGAAUGAGAUGAAGGAGCUGGCAGCUCAGAAGAAAGUUCCUCACAGAGAUUUUUACAACAUACGAAAGGUAGACACACACAUACAUGCAUCUUCCUGCAUGAACCAGAAGCACUUGCUGCGAUUCAUCAAGAGAGCCAUGAAGAAAUACCCUGAGGAGAUUGUUCACAUUGAGAAUGGGCGUGGCCAGACCCUGAAGGAGGUGUUUGAGACCAUGAACCUGACAGCCUUCGACCUGAGUGUGGACACUCUGGACAUGCACGCGGACCGUAACACGUUCCAUCGGUUUGACAAGUUCAAUGCCAAAUACAACCCGAUUGGAGAAUCCAUCCUCAGAGAGAUCUUCAUCAAGACUGACAACCACAUUGAAGGAAAAUACUUUGCACACAUUGUCAAGGAGGUGAUGUUUGACUUGGAGGAGAGCAAGUACCAGAACUCUGAACUACGUCUGUCCAUCUACGGCCGCUCCAGAGACGAAUGGGACAAUCUGGCCCAAUGGGCCGUCAAACAUCGAGUGCACUCUCAUAAUGUGCGCUGGCUCAUCCAGGUGCCUCGCCUUUUUGAUGUGUACCACACAAAGAAGCAGCUGGCUAAUUUCCAGGAGAUGCUGGAGAACAUCUUCAUGCCUCUGUUUGAAGUCACGAUCAACCCCCGCAGUCAUCCUGAGCUGCAUCUCUUCCUGCAGCAUGUGGUAGGCUUCGACAGCGUGGAUGACGAGUCCAAACCUGAGCACCACAUUUUCAAUCUUGACAGUCCGCUGCCAGUGAAUUGGACAGAAGAGAAGAACCCACCUUAUUCCUACUACCUCUACUACACCUAUGCCAACAUGACUGUGCUCAACCACCUGCGAAGGAGACGAGGCUUCCAUACGUUUGUGCUGCGACCUCACUGUGGGGAGGCGGGGCCGAUCCACCACCUGGUGUCAGGUUUCAUCCUGUCAGAGAACAUCUCCCAUGGGCUGCUGCUCAGAAAGGCCCCGGUGCUGCAGUAUCUUUACUACCUGGCUCAAAUUGGCAUUGCCAUGUCACCGCUGAGUAACAACAGCCUGUUUCUCAGUUACCACCGCAACCCGCUGCCGGAGUACCUGUCAAGAGGCCUCAUGGUCUCUCUGUCCACUGAUGAUCCCCUUCAGUUCCACUUCACCAAGGAGCCUCUGAUGGAGGAGUACAGCAUUGCUACUCAAGUUUGGAAACUGAGUUCUUGUGACAUGUGUGAGCUGGCAAGAAACAGUGUUCUCAUGAGUGGCUUUUCACACAAGGCCAAAAGCUACUGGUUGGGCCCCAGCUAUUCAAAAGAGGGUCCUCUAAGCAAUGACAUCCGCCGUACCAACGUCCCUGACAUCCGUGUGGCAUACCGCAGUGAGACACUCUCUGAGGAGCUUCAGCUCAUCACUCACGCUGUGCGCACAGAGGAGCUGGACAUCAUUGAUGAGGAGGACACUCUGUCCAUGGGCCCUCUCCCGGAACGCCACUGAAAUAACAAUCACAUGGUUUCGUCCCGUCCAGUAAAUCCCCAACCCUGUGGUCCACCCAGCAUGACGCUGAAUAGACCUGGUGUGAGAGCAAAUCUGCUGUCUGUUCAUCCUAAUUACAGUAUAAACAUCCCUAAUCAUCACUGCGUAAGUUAUGCCGCACAAUGACAGCCACACCACUAUCAAAAAGCCAAGGAUAUAGUGCUGCCAGUGUUCUUCUAUCUCUUGUGAGUCAUUUCAUUUUGUUGGAGAGGAUUCAAAUUCAGUUUAUGGCUAAGUUUUGAUCAGAGGUUUUCCCCAACUCUUUUCCUAUAAAGAGUUGUGGAGGAGUUUCUAUUAUUCUCUGUGACAUGUCCACUGUCAGCCAGCAUGAUGCUGGUUAGAGGGGAUGACCAGACAAGACAAGAACAGCAGGGAAACACUAGAAGGCAGCACUAAAGCCAUUAAAUGAUCCCUGUGAUAUGUUUCACCAGAGAUACUUCACAGCAUGUAGUAUCUCUGAGGUAUCUGUGUACUACAGACACUGACAACCAGCACAUUUCAACUAACAGCAAACAUGCGUUGAACGUUGCUUCCACUUUACAUUUAUGCUGCUUAAUUAAUGCAUCUAUUAUCUUCAUUAUAAGUAUAAUGAAGGAAUAAAGAUGCAGUUUUAUUAGAACAACAUUGGUGUUGUUUGUGAAGGUUGGACAUACCUACAGUACAAAUAGGUUUCAUCUUUUAAGCCACUUCGGGGCGACUUAAAGCCUUGAGAUACAACCAAAUCAGCGAGUCCUAUAACUAAGAGGAAAUAACUUCUGUCUGAAUGCUGCAGUGCUGAAGAUCAGCCAUGAAUGGAGCUUGGUGUGGUUUCAGAUCAUUUAUUUGCCAAAUUGCACAUAGCAUAGCAUUAUUCCUCCAUCAUUUAAAUGUGCUCAAAGGUGAACAGAGAAGAGAAAAACUCACAUCAGGAGAGAAGCAGACAUUCCACGAAGCAAACUACUUUUAGUUGAAAAUGAAAUGAGUUCCAGUAAAUACAGCAAUUUAUUUUGGUUUGAGGGUAUAUUGAAGGUUGAGGGGAGAUAAAAGGAGGAAAAAGUGCAUUGUAGAUUUUAACCACAGCUUUUUUUGUUUUUUGUUUUUUUGUUUGAGUAUAUGGAUCUUUUCAGCAUCGUCUGAGGAAAACAUCCGUAACGUUACCUCACUGUGGCCAUUAGGAUGUGGAUCCUCUGUACCUGCUUACAGCUCUGACCACACUCGUUCCUACCCCCGGUGGAUAAACUACAAUGUUUUUCCCCUUUGCAUGCAGUGCACUGUACAUAUGCACCAAGACUUCACAGUGCCUUUUCAUUCUUAGCUUUGGGGCACUGCAUGCCCGUCCUCUCUUCAAGCUUUUUUCAUGUAUAAACCUUUUGUUUUCAUCACCUGCGCAACAAGUAUAGCAUCUUUUUUCCUCAGUGGUAAAUGCCUCUGUGCUGUUUUAACAUCCACACCAAUGGAACUGAAACCACCUGGCUGCAUGCUUGGUGUAAAAUAGCUUUUACCUUGGCCUUUGUUUGUGGAGGAACUUUAAUUUUCCUCUGAUUCUCUGCUUAUAAGUGCUUUUGUGCAUGCCUGCAUGAAUAAUGGAUGGCAGGAGAGAAUGGGUUGUUUACAUUACUGUAAUGUAAAGCAUCUAAACACAUUCAGGGCUGACAACCAGCUUUUGAGUCAGAAAUCUGUUUGCAGAAAAUACAUUAUACAUAUUUUCUGCAAACAGAUUCAAACAUAGCACUGUUCACCAUGUAUAGCACUGUUCACCAUGUAGAAAUGAGCAAACCAUGCAGGGAAAUGGUUAAGAUUGUUGCAUGGUUCUUGUAGCAUUUUUUUUUUUUAAACGCCCCCCAAAUCUGAUCAAAGCUGGGAUCUCAUGUCUUCGAUUUUUGUAUUUGUACACUCAUCAUGUUAUCAUGCCACUCUGCCUGCCACUAGACCCGGUACAACCUCCCAUCAAACUGUGAGCAUUCUCUUUAAACUUAGAUGUCACGUAAUUUCUGAUGCCAACACUUACAGUAUGUCAGGAGCAGAAGGAAAUGUUGGCCUCUGUAACUGUAAUGUAUAACGAUAUACACGUUUGCUUUAAACAGUAGAGGAUUAGAAUAUAAUUAGUUCAGCAAGGAUACAGUAGCAGUCUUUAAAGGGAUGCAUUGAAAGUGUGAGCUGAACAUGGUGGAAUCUGUGUGACUGUUGGAUUUCAUGUACAAAGUGUAUUUUUUUAAAAGACGAGAUAUAGAGAUAAGAAAUUUUAUAUUCACAAUAUUUUGAUGUCAAAGUUUAACCGUUUUGUUGCUGUUGAUUAUUGUGGAUUAGUGUUACGUCAUGAAAAUAGAAGUUUUUUGGUUUUAUUGUUAAACAUUUAAAGUAACUGGACACAAUAUUUUAGUAUCUGCUCUGCUUGUUUAAUAUUACAGCAGCCAUUUUUCACUCAUAUUGUUAACCAACACAUUCAUGAUGGAUGGUUGAUACCAAAAGUUGACUCUACAGUAGCACAUCAGAUACUAACCUCCCGACACACACACAUACAAAACAGACUCUACAGAGAGUCUACAGCCAUGCUACAUGCCGAGUUAGAAGCUGAACACAUUUUAGUUUAGCGUGAUAGAUUUACAUUUGCUAAUUAGCAGUAAACAAAAGCUACAGCUGAGGCUGAGGGGAAUGUCGUUAGUUUUGCAAGUAUUUGGUCACCAUUGGACCAAUUUAGACUUUGACCUGCUGGUGGCAGUCUAUAUGAAAGUUAAUUGAUCACUGACUAACACACAUUAUCAGAAGGACAUGAAUGUCUGUACAAAAUUUUAUGGCAAUCCAUCCAAUAGUUUUGAGACAUUUCACACAAAAAAAGACACAAUACUCAGAAGGUGAAAGAUUAUCAAAAAGUCAGUGAGAUUCAUCCUUUAGGGACCAUGAAUGUUCAGAAUUCAUUUUAAUCCGUCCAUUUGUUGUUGAGAUAUUUCAGUGUAGACCAAAGUGGACCGACAGGCCUGGAACCAUGCUGCCAGCAUGGCUAAAAAAAGGAACAUGUAUUGUAUAGAGUUGGCUUUUUCUGGUUUGAUCGUUUAAAACCUAAAUUUCAACCCAUAUUCUGUUAAAACAUAUAUCGCACAUUUUACGUUACAUAUUUUUCAAAGCACAAAGCUCAGUCUUCAUACUUUAUUACUGCAGCUAUAUUUCUCCGUUGAGCUUUCCCAGUUUUAGUGUUUAGCAACUAUCUCGUUGACUACUUUAUGAUUUAGUGAGGGCAUUAUAGGAAAAAGUCCUGAUUCAGAAGUUGGGAGGGUGAGCAAUGUGUCCGUUCAGUCCCGGUAUGUUUUCACUGUGUCCUUGUUCAUGGUUUCAUAUUGUCUGUGCACUCACGACGCAGCGGUGCACGCUACCUCACACAUACUGAUCUCCGUUACAGUCAUGUUGCUGUUGCAGCUCUACGUUGUUCUCAACAGCAACUGACACACGAAGUUACCCACAAGUUUAAUAACAACAAAAGCUAAAUGUUUAAGAUGCUGGUCAGUUUUCUUGUAUGCCAACACAAAUAUACACAAAUUACUCAAAUAUUCACGUUAUUCACAGAUAAUUCACUGUCAGCUUGAUUUACAUAUUUCUUUGUAUUUACACUCUUAUUCACACUUGAGAUAUUUUUGUUUUCAGCUGUUAUCGUUCUCUUAAAGUAUCUUUGUUUUUACACAAUCUUGUCACAUUUUGACAUUCUAUUUUUUAAUUUUGCCUAAUUUUGUGUCCAUUGAUCUGUAGCCAUUUGCUUGCCUGAAAUGGAUUGCCAGUGUUUUACAGAUUCAGAUGCCUCCGUCAAAGACCAUGUGUAAUGUCUGAACGAUUAAAUAAAGCAUGUUU
Scomber scombrus (Atlantic mackerel) is the source of this 6702-nucleotide messenger RNA. RefSeq names its product adenosine monophosphate deaminase 2a (gene ampd2a). Gene Ontology annotation, molecular function: AMP deaminase activity. The record is from RefSeq and is a predicted model, not a curated record. Gene Ontology annotation, cellular component: cytosol. Gene Ontology annotation, biological process: AMP metabolic process; IMP salvage. The coding region runs from base 1 to 2847 and encodes 948 amino acids. The transcript has 18 exons. Lineage: Eukaryota; Metazoa; Chordata; Actinopteri; Scombriformes; Scombridae.